This is a messenger RNA of Salvia splendens (bonfire salvia), 1420 nucleotides long. Its product is annotated as ribosomal RNA-processing protein 14. Gene Ontology annotation, biological process: ribosomal large subunit biogenesis; ribosomal small subunit biogenesis. Gene Ontology annotation, molecular function: DNA binding; RNA binding. Bases 71 to 1021 code for a protein of 316 amino acids. The transcript has a single exon. The record is from RefSeq and is a predicted model, not a curated record. Lineage: Eukaryota; Viridiplantae; Streptophyta; Magnoliopsida; Lamiales; Lamiaceae. Gene Ontology annotation, cellular component: nucleolus.
UACAGAUAGACUGCGCGUGUCUCAAAACCCUAAAUCUACCACCGCAAUUCUAGUUCAGCCUAUUCGAAGGAUGAAGAAGAAGAAGAAGCAAAACCCCGCCGCCGAGAUCGACAGCAAUCUCACGUCUUCUAUUCAUUCUCAAAGCGAGUUCUUCGACCAUUUAAUCGAACUAAUUCCUGCGAGAUUCUAUGUUUCCGCCGAUGACGAUUCUAAACCAUGGUACCAGGGUCUCUCCAAGGCGGCCAAGGCCUCGCUGAGGCUGAAGACUAAAGAGAAUCUCAAGCUCGCUCGGCGCAACCGCUUCGACCCCGACGCGGAGCCCUCGUCGACCGCCAAACUCGUCCAAGGUGAGGACGGCGAGAAUCCGUCCAAGGAGAUCGAUGCAGAUGAUAGAGAGAAGAAAUCGGUUACGUACGAAGAGCUGAGAGAGAAGCUGCGGCGGAAAAUCGAGGCGCUCAAGGGGAAUCGCGGAGAGAAGAGGACUGAUGAGAGGAAAAUGAGGAACGAGUGGAAUAAGAGGAAUAGGGAGAAUGAUGGUAAUGUUGAUGGCGGUGACGAUAAUGACGAUGAUGGUGAUGGAGAGGAGAUUAUUGAGUAUGGGAAGGUGAAAUUGGGGGAUGAAGGAGAGGGAAGGAAUUCGAAUAAGAGGAAGUUAUCGAAGGCACAGGAGCUGGAGAGAGCGAAGAAGAAGGAGGUGAUGAAGGAGAAUCCGAGCGUCGCAGAGAAGGAGACGUGGAAGUCUGCUGUGAGCAGGGCAAUGGGGGUGAAGGUGCACGAUGAUGCCAAGUUAAUCAAGGGGAGCAUGAAGAGGGAGAAGAAGAGGAAGGAGAAGAAUGCGGAGAAGUGGAAGGAGAGGGUGGGGACUGUGGAGAAGAUGAAGGUGGAGAGGCAGAAGAAGAGGAGGGAUAAUAUUGUGGGGAGGAUCAAUGAUAAGAAGGCUAGGAAGAUUGCGAAGAGGGAGAAGAAGUUGAUGAGGCCGGGGUUUGAGGGCAGGAAGGAGGGCUUUAUUACUAAGGAGUGAUGAGUGAAGGUGUUAGAUUCACUGCCGGUUAUCUCUUUAUAACUUUGUGUUUUGAUAUCUCAAGUGUUCACAAUUUUGAUUUUGAGAUACCUUGCUCAUUAUUCUGCAUCCAUGGCUAGAAUGUUUCAAAUUUAGUUCUAAUGCAGUGAUUGGUUGAGUGUGGAUUGUGUUUGAUUAUUUGUGUGAAUUUAGAAUUCCUUUAUGGGAUGUUCAUUUGCUUCACCCUUCCCCUUGUUAGGCACUACUUUAUUGUGCUUGCAUUUGGUAUUGGUGCCUUGGUGUGCGUUUUUGUGAAAGUUGUGUAGGGUUCUUGUUUCAUGGCUGUGUAAGAUUCAUCAACUGUUUUCUUUAGAACUUGAAGUUUUCAUUAUGAAGUAUUCAACAUUAUGAUUUCGAGCA